AACACUGCAGAGGCUCGAGUGGGCGGGCUGUGCGCCACCGGUGCUGUGUGUGUGCGCGCGCAGCUGCGCGAUCGACACAACACCCCAUUCCUCUCCUGUACACCUGAGGCUCAUGGGUAAAUGAUGCCGGUGUCCCAUGUCACGUUUUUGAACAAAACGAAGACAGCGCCGCGCCCUGAAGACGACCGCGGGAAUUGUGGGAGCCGAGAUGAUGAUUCUGCGACCGAAAUCUGUCGCGCCGCGAAUCAGGACUUUCCCCCAGAGGAUCCAGAAGCAGUCUCUGAUGGUGACACGUUGGCUUCUGGAAGGCUGAAAGCGAGACCUCCCAGAGCUCCGGAGGCCUUCCUUCAAAUGGGGAGCGAGAUCCCUGCUGCGAUGGAGCUGUUCCUCCAGCAUAGACUCCAGGUUCUGAGGGAAGCCCACCAGUAUCAGCUGCAGGAGGCGGCCCUGCAGCAUCAGCUGGAGCUCGAAAGCAGGAUGCUGCAUGACGCCCUGCUCUCUACAGGGAGCGAGAGGCGAGCCGAGCCCAGUGGACACCUGGACAGGCACGUCUCCUCCAGGGGCAGGAAAAACACCGUUGCAGAUCCCGACAGCAGAGCCUCUAGAUGUAGUGGACCUAAGCACUCAAGCUCUUUCUCUGACUUAAGAUCAGCAAAGAAAGAUGGCACCUUAACCUUUUCACAACAGAGGUGCAGAAGGCCCUUCGCUGCUUCAGAAGCUACGUCUUUGGGUGCGACUAUACCCCAGCCCUUCCACAUGACCCUCAGGGAAGCCCAGAAGAAGCCCCAGGUGCCCCAAGUAGCCGAAUCAUAUCUGGAACACAAGAGAAAACUGGACGAAAUCGAGUGUCAGAAGAAGUUUCACGCUUCUCCUGUACCGGCACAUGUUUUCUUGCCACUGUACCACAACAUCACAGAAGCGCGAGAGCAGGCAAGGAAGGCUGGUGUGGAGCAGAGACGGGGAUUCCUGCUCUCCACGCAAAAACCCUUUACCUUUAUGGCGAGAGAGGAGAAAAAGAGAGAGGAGAGGAUACGAGCAUUGGAAAACCGCGAGCCUCAAACUCAAACCAAAAAGUCGCUGAAAGUCCGAACCCUAGUACCAAAAGCCGUCCUGGACCCAAGAGUCGGUCAGCGUUUGAUCGAGCAGGAGCUGCGUAACAAGAUCCGAGUCCAGAUGAGGGCCCAGGAUUUGCUCAAGAGCUCUGCGGCACCGAUCAAUACGCAGCCCGGCAGGGGAACGCUGGAGACGAGUAGCACGCAGCAAGUCAGGAGGAAGGUCCUGGGCUUCCUGAACGAGAAGCCCACUUUCAAGCCUUUGACCAAUGCAGGGGUGCCCGACUUCGACAGGUUGCACAGGGCCUUCCAGAAGGAGACCUCGAGGAGGGCAGAACACAAGGCAGUUACCAAAUGUGAGCCAUUCCUACUGCGUACCUCCAGGAUACCUCCACGACAGAGCAGGAGCCCCGAGGUGUCGCAAGCACCUGUGAGCAACACCCCCAUGAAGCGAAGUCAUUCCUUCGGUGGCAUCACGUCGCUGUCUACAGACACUCUUCCAACUUACAUCACAGAUGCAGCCCGGAGGCGCGGCAGUGCUGUUCGGAAGUCUUUGGAGGAGAAGGAAUGCAAAGAGCAGGAGAGCAUGGAAUGGGCAAAGCAGCACAGGCUCAAGUCUCAGGCCAUGAGGAAAAGGGUGACCACUCGGGCCAGGGCGAUGGACCCCCACAAGAGUCUGAAGGAAGUGUUCAAGGAGAAACUCAAGCAAAACCGGGAGUUGGAUAGUCAGAGGUUGAAAGAGUACAGGAAAGAGCUGGAGGAGAUGAAGACUCGAGUCAGUGGCCGCCCAUACCUUUUUGAACAGGUGACAAAGACAAACGCCAAGCAGGACGCGGAGCGGCGGUACAGGAAGACGUUGCGACAGGCUGGGUUGGACGAGCAGUUUGUGAAGAGGAAGGGUGAGAAGGCCAAAGCCAUUUCUUCCCUCACUCCUGAUGAAGAGGACAACGGUGAUAAAAACGUGGAACCUUGGAGGAACAGCAAAGAAAAUAAAGUUGCUGAAGAAGAAAAGGAAAGCACUUAAGUCGAGAAGUGAAAAAAUGCUGUGACUGCAAAGUGUCUGGCUGUGCUGCACUUUUUACAAAAGCAAACACCAUGUGCACAAAUCACCCAGUGCAAUUAAUUUUUUUUCAACUUAAUGAAAUUGUGGUUUAGAAAUUAUGAAGUGCAGACAUUUGCAGAUUUUAAUUUGUAAAUUUACAUAAUGUGUCUACCUCUUAAAAACUAAUAUUUUUAUUAAGUUGUUCAGAAUAUUAUUUGGUUACAUUUGAUUUUACAGUACUCAAAGGACAGCUUUGCUUUACAUAAUCUUAAUAAAUGGAGUGUUGCAUCUGUUCACUCCUCCACAAGCAAAUUAAAAUGAAGGUUUUACAAUUCUGCACUUGUACUUUGUUACCGGGGCGAAAAUUCAACUAAUGUUAGGAAACGAAUCAAGUAAAUAAAUUGUGAAUCACAUGUUUUCUGUAAAAAUUAAACACCUUUUUUGUAAAACAUUAGCUUUUUGUAAUGUCUCUCCAUGAACAGAAUAACAUAAAACAGGUAUAUUUUAUAAGAUCUCCUUUGCCUGUAAAUCACCAGGGUUCCUGACAUUGCUGGGAAAUCAUUAAAAUUUUGGGAAACAGAUCAAGGUCCAGGCUUUCAAACUCCAAUUCUUAGUUGUUCUUUUCAUGGUUCUAUGGUGACAGACCAUCCUCCGAAUAAUAGCCGCUUACAAAGAAGCCACAGAGAGUGGCUAUAGAUCUUGGCAGACCUCAGUAUAAACCAAACCAUCUUUCUGUAUAAAACUCAACCCAGAGAAAUAAACAUGUUACUGAGCCAUUUUCAGCUACAGCAUCAGAAAGUAUAAGGUUAAAUAUAUUUGUACGGUCAGCUUGCAUGGAAAGAACCAGAAGAGCCAGGUGUACAAAUAAACACAAAAUUUACAAAAUGUUGGACA
Scleropages formosus (Asian bonytongue) is the source of this 2988-nucleotide messenger RNA. It is a transcript of the gene fam161b, whose product is annotated as FAM161 centrosomal protein B. Gene Ontology annotation, biological process: cilium organization. Lineage: Eukaryota; Metazoa; Chordata; Actinopteri; Osteoglossiformes; Osteoglossidae. Gene Ontology annotation, cellular component: cilium. Bases 121 to 2076 code for a protein of 651 amino acids. The transcript has 9 exons. The record is from RefSeq and is a predicted model, not a curated record.